Gryllus bimaculatus (two-spotted cricket) is the source of this 402-nucleotide messenger RNA. The record is from the annotation of a GenBank genome assembly. NCBI's taxonomy places the organism in Eukaryota, Metazoa, Arthropoda, Insecta, Orthoptera, Gryllidae.
CGUAGAAGCACGCAGGCCGCAGGUUGAGCACAGCUGAACUGUAACAUCCUGUGAGAUAAGAUUGAUUUUGGCGGAACAAACUAACGCAGACGGACCGCCAUGAGGACGGGAUUAGUAAUGCGGCUUGAGUCGUAGCCCCACAUUUAGAAGUGCUGGUGAGGAAUUUAAAUAUCCCGCCCGGUGCUCAGAUGUCCGGUGAUGUCUCCGUCGUCAGUGCUAAGUCGGUGCCGCUUAGUCCUCGCAGUGGGUGAGCUGUGGAUCCGUCGUGUCAGUGCCGGGAACUCACGGUUAAUUGUGAGUAGAGAUUUGUCCCGGCACAUUCGUGGUGGCUCCAGCAGUUUGUAUCUCCGAGCUGGCAAGACGGCCUCAUCCCCACCCAGGCGGACGAGCGUUGCUUUGUGA